GCUCCCCGCCCAGCGCAGCGCACGGCGUGCAUGAGGAAGUGCUGGCGAGUCGCUCUGCGUUCGUGAGCGGCGCUUUGUGUCGCUUAAAGGGGUUCGGUCACCUCGAAUUCCCUGGACUAAUACCGGAACUGAUGCGCUCUUGGCGAGAUGGUCAAUCUGGGACUGUCCAGGGUCGAUGAUGCGGUGGCUGAAAAGCACCCGGUCUGUAUUGCGAGGCCUGCGGGAGUACGCUGCCUGCCAGUCUCGUGCCUUCAUGAAAGGGAUCGGGACCUUCGUACUGGGCUCGGCUGCAGUGUUCUUCCUGCAGAGGGCGCUACACAGGCGGCUGCCCUGCUCCCUGCAGUGGAGCCUGCUGCUGUCUUUAGGGGCAGGCUCGGUGUGUAGCUACGCGGUGACGCGCUCCGAAACUCAGAAGUGCUCCGACCUCUGGAUCUACCUGGAAACAGGAGAGCAGCCUUCAGGGAGGACUGGAGGAGAGGAGAUCUCCCAAGCAGCACCCCCUGCGGAGACCGGGACAAAGACGACGCGUUACGGAGACGACAUGGAGUGACCAGCGUUGGGCCUAUAGUCUCAUUUCCAGUGUCCUCAAGACACAGCUGUGAGAUUGUUCCACACUGUGAGGCGACAGACUGGGGAAGGUGCUGAAGAAAUAAAUAUUGUUGGUAUUUUCA
Molecule: messenger RNA, 671 nt
Organism: Lepisosteus oculatus (spotted gar)
Lineage: Eukaryota; Metazoa; Chordata; Actinopteri; Semionotiformes; Lepisosteidae
Gene: tmem141
Product: transmembrane protein 141
Source: RefSeq, a predicted model, not a curated record